GUUUGGCUCCACGCGAGUGGAGAUAAACGAAAACGGCAUUAUUGAGUAACGAUAGCCUUCUUUGUUAAGGUUAAGGAAACUAAAAAAGUAUGAGCGACGACGAAGGCGUGGAGAUAUCGGAGAUAUUCAUCAACAUGGAAUCUAAACAAUUUGUUUGGGGCAUUGGACCGAUUAAAGAGGAUUUUCAAGUAGAUUCGCAUCCAACGGCUCGCGAAGUCCUUCAGGUUCUCCGAUUCCACAUCAUUGCAGUUAGAAAUGAGAUGAAGGCAUUUAAUAAAAUGGAGAAAAAGGUUAAAGGAAUUAAGAAAAAGAAGGUGAAUGCAAUAAAAGUUCAUCGGCACGCACAAAGGAUAGUGGCUAAAAAGUUGAAAGCUGCUUGGGUGAAUGAAGCGAAGAAAGGUGUUGGAUUGCGAACUAGGGGGAAAAUCGGCACCCAGCUCAAAAGGCUCAUUAGGCAAUGGCAUCUCCUGUUCCUUAACCGUAAAAACCAUUCCCCGGAAGCGAAAGCGGAGCGCACUAAAUUCCGUGACCUGAUCGAUCGGGAACUGGACAUCCGCAGGGAAGGAAAUGAGUUCCAAGCUCUGCUAAUUGAGCAAACCUCCGCGGCGGUAAACAAGCCCCAAAUGAAAAAGAAUCUUGUGAUAAAAAAGCAGGAUCCGGGGAAGAAAAAUAAAUUAGGAAUUAGUACAGAACGGAAAAUGCUUCGAAACCUCUGGGUAUCCGGUUUGGGACCGCAGACUAGUGGCUAUGAUUUGAAAGAUGCUUUCAUGUUUCACGGUACUGUUCUCGGAGCGCAAGUGAUAAAGCGGACUUCCGAACCGGAACCCAACACCUAUGGUCGGGUGACGAUGGCAACUAAUCAAAUGGCGGCCAAAUGUAUAGCCAAGCUGAAUGGAACGGACCUGCUUGGACAUAGAAUUAAAGUAGAGCGCAUCUCUCUAGAAAAUUUAAAAGGUGGCGUACAACAAAAUCACGAUGAAAAACAAUUUGGAUCCACAGUACAUGAAGAACACGCCGAGCAAGAGCGUGACGUUCCUAAAAAUCAAGGAAGGCCGAAUAGCAAUCUAAACACCUGGGGGAGUCGCGAUCGAGAACAUAACCGACCUGAUCAGUCCAUGAGGUCCAGACGUUCUGGGUCUGUCGAAUUGGACAACAUAAAACGAGAAAGAUCUGUUGUUGAUCGCGGCAACAAGGAUCGGGGCGAUACAUUCAAUCGAAACAGAUCGAGAGAACGCAGCAUGAGAAAUCGCGAAGAGUCGUACUUCCGCGACAGAAAGAUGCAUGCGUCGUCAAGCGAUUGGAGCUAUCAGAGAGGCAACAGAUCACGCGAUCGAGGUGAUGAGGAUCGUAGAUUCGGCCAGUCUGGUGAAUUGCAGGACACCCAGAUGAACCUACUUGAUGAGGAACGGCGCUUCCGCGAAGAAGAGGAACGGCUGAAGCGGGAACGCGAGGAACUUGCCCGGGAACGGGCGCAUAUCCUACAGGAACAGGCCGAACUGCAACGUUUUGAAAUAGAACGUCGCGCCAAAAUCGAAGAGGAACGUAACGAACUUUUGCGGCAGCAAAGGAAGAUUGAAGAGGCGAAGCGGCAGCUAAUGAAGAGUAUGAGUUCCAAUUCUAAUCGAUUCAGAGAUGAAAGUUUUUCUGGUCAAGGUUUGCAGAACUUUGAUGUAUCAGGGAUGUCGACCGAUUCUCCCUCUAGACGGAAUGCUUACGGAAUAGAAGCUGCGGGCACCGUUUCCGUUGGCAGGACACCAUCCCAUCAAAGACAACAAUAUAACAAAGAUGAAUUCUACCGGGAACAAAAUUUUGAACAUAACGCUGGCGCUCCAGAGAACAAUUUCAGCGCAAAUAACGAUCGCAACUUUUCAUCACUAUCAAAUCGUCGCUAUCAAGAUUCUAAUGCCAACAUGAACACUGGUGACAAUCGUGGCAAUUAUACAGCGCAAGCAUACGGCGAUACCUCGCGUUCUCCUUACCUUAAUAACUUGGACAACGGCAAGCGAAACAACAUGAACAAUUCCAACUCCUUCUCAAUGAGCCAACGCUUUCCGGAUAUGGCGGACAACCGUCCACAGGAGCCGAUGACUAGGAAUAAUCGCUAUGUUGAUCAGACCAAUAACCGCUACCUAGAUAACAACGAUUACGAUAGGAACAACGGACAUGGUUUAAGAAGCUCUAGAUCGUCCCAGUUAGAAGAAAUGACAACAAGAAAUAGCUUCGGAGAUCGGAAUGAUGCCUGGGGAACGAACCAGAACGAUAGCUCUCCUUUGGGUAUGAAUUCGUACAGGAACGCACCACGGCAGCAUCAUCAGAAUGAUCGUGACGGCUACAGGGGGCAGAACCAGGAUAGAUACAGGCCGUCUGCCUACGGCCGGUUCUGAACAGGACAUUCCACUGAAAGAUUUUUAUUUUAUUUCCCAUAAAAGGUACCUUUUCUUUUUUUGAGUUGAGUCAAAUUUAUUGAAUACGAUUAACUGAGUUUUUUUUUUCUUCAAUUUUUAAAUUGUUGAUGUUCUGAAAGAACAGAGCGCUCCAAUUUGUUUAUUUUUUGUUAGUUUCAAAUAGUUACUUUACCAUUCAAUAAUUAGGUGCAAGGAGUGUUUUCUUAAAACGCAUAGCGAAGGUUUGCCUGCAUGAAUUACUUGAUGGUAUUAUUCCUAAAAAUGUAGCAGUGGUUUACCUUUAGAAUAGGUUUUCGAUACUUACAUAUGCAAUCCUUUAUAAUAUUUUUUUUAUUGAUUGGUUCUGCUUCGACCUAUUAAUACACAUCAAACAACGUCACAAAUAAAAAUAAAUGCAUUGACCUAAAAC
Molecule: messenger RNA, 2814 nt
Organism: Uranotaenia lowii
Lineage: Eukaryota; Metazoa; Arthropoda; Insecta; Diptera; Culicidae
Product: SAFB-like transcription modulator
Exons: 5
Coding region: 90-2384 (764 amino acids)
Biological process (GO): regulation of mRNA processing; regulation of transcription by RNA polymerase II
Cellular component (GO): nucleus
Molecular function (GO): sequence-specific DNA binding; RNA binding
Source: RefSeq, a predicted model, not a curated record